Myotis brandtii (Brandt's bat) is the source of this 959-nucleotide messenger RNA. RefSeq names its product lipocalin 2 (gene LCN2). The record is from RefSeq and is a predicted model, not a curated record. The transcript is spliced from 7 exons. Lineage: Eukaryota; Metazoa; Chordata; Mammalia; Chiroptera; Vespertilionidae. Gene Ontology annotation, molecular function: small molecule binding. The coding region runs from base 89 to 664 and encodes 191 amino acids.
GGCCCCCAGGCCAGCCUCCUCACUCGCCUCUUCCUCCUUCACCACCUGCCCGGCUCAGCAGCUGCCCAGUUGCCUCAGCCCUGCAACCAUGCCCCGCGGUCUCCUGUGGCUGGGCCUCACCCUACUGGGGGCCCUGCAGACCCAGGCCCGGGACUCCACCCCAAACCUGAUCCCCGCCCCACCUCUGUCCAGGGUCCCGCUGCAGCCAAACUUCCAAGAUGACCAGUUCCAGGGGAAGUGGUACGUCGUGGGCCUGGCAGGGAAUGCCAUUUCAAAGGAAGACAAAGAGUUUAAGAUGUACACCACCAACUACGAGCUGAAAGAAGACCGCAGCUACAAUGUCACCUCCACCCUGCUCAGGAACCAGCGCUGCGACUACUUUGUCAGAACUUUUGUCCAAACUUCCAAGCCCGGCCAGUUCAGCCUGGGCAACAUUAAGGCUUACCCUCAACUGCAGAGCUACACCGUGCGAGUGGCGGCCACCGACUACAACCAGUUCCGUCUCGUGGCCUCUGCGGCGCCCGAGCCCGCGAUGUCGGGCCCCAAUAUGGGAAUGCCGGUGCGACCGUUGCUUUUCCGGGUACCCUUUGUCAAAUCCCUGGGCCUCACCGAUGACAACAUCGUCUUCCCUGUCCCAAUCGACAAGUGCAUCGAUGACCAGUGAGCAGGUGGUGAGUAUGGACGGGGAGGGGGCUGAUGGGAGCCAGAGGGCAGGGGCCUGCUGCUCCCCUACCCGGCAUUGUCGCCAUUGUGACUCCCCUGCGUGCCUCUCAGAUGCCUCCUCUUCCUCCUUCCCGUUGCCUUCAUAUCCGCCUCCGCCCAAGGUGCCACCCAGCUGCCCCCACGAGCCGGACGCCACUGAGAGCCAGGAUCCUCUCACAGUGCGGCCCAGCGCUGCUCCCAGGCCACCCUGCUGAUGGAGUUGCUCCUUGACUGCUAAAUAAACACAUGCCACAGCC